Messenger RNA from Fulvia fulva, 2820 nucleotides. RefSeq lists its product as uncharacterized. The coding region runs from base 1 to 2820 and encodes 939 amino acids. Lineage: Eukaryota; Fungi; Ascomycota; Dothideomycetes; Mycosphaerellales; Mycosphaerellaceae. The transcript has a single exon. The record is from RefSeq and is a predicted model, not a curated record.
AUGCCCAUUUGGCCUUUCAGACGUCGGCGGAGAGGCACGCAGGUCAACCACGAUAGUGAUGCUGCGCAAGCCUCGCUGUUGUCGGAGAAGGCGAGGUCCUUUCCAUCGACACAGCCAUCAGCCACCACUUCCGCCCCGUCGCCCGUCGCACAUACACCACCCAUCCCCACCCGCUCGCUCCGAGGACACAGCGAGCGCAAACGACCCGCGUCGCAGCAGGACCAGGCUACCCCGGAGCAAGCAGUCCAGCCCAGCAAACGACGCUCCCACGUCGAUUCGGCCAACAAGGAGAAUCUGCUGCCGCCAUCCAGUCAUGGCCAAUACAGCAGCAGGGAAGAUAUCACUGCCCUGCCCUCGCAGUACAGACUCGAGCAUAGCCCGCACCUCCGCCCGGUUGAUCUGGAGCGUCCACCGAUACCCUACAACUUCCGUCCUCGCUCCGUGUCGCAGACAGUGAGCUCGCAACGACACGAGGGAACCACGAAGCCAGCUAGACCGCGUACCUUGCAGUCAAAACGGAGCACUACCGAUUAUGGAUCACCAGCUAGGAUCCUGUCACGAACAUCCAGCAAGACCUCACGGAAACGGGAUGACCAGUUGCGCGAGGAGGAGAUCCGUGCCAUGUCAGCACCCAUCCCUAUCCCCAAGCGACGCGGAGACGACCCACUGAGGAGAGACAGCAAGAAGAUUCGUGGGUUGGGUGGGAGAGACUCGCAAGUGACGUUGCCACCAGAAGGAUCGGUACACUCCGCCAUGUCGGGCGUGGUCGAGCAACGCGGUUGGGAGAUUGGCGGCUUUGCCGUAUUCAGUCCUCGACCAGCUGUCCGACUGUCUGGCACACCACAGUAUGUCCCAGCCAGCAUGCCGAACAGGGCAUCUGGCUAUCUCUAUCGCAUAGACUCGCUGCCUAAGGAGAAGGAGAAAGGCAAAGAGAUGGACAACGAAAAGACACCCACUUCUCGAGAUAGGGAUCGUAAGCGGAGAACUGUAGGCAACGAAGCAGAUGACCUUGACGCCAGCGACAUUCGUCUGAUCAUGGAGCGUGAUGCGAAGCGACGAGAACUGCGACAGAAGGAGCGACAGGAGAAGCUUGAGCGGAAACUGCGAAGCAGAGAAGGACGUAAUCAGGGCGAUAGCGAUGCCCGAGCAGCAAGGCGAGAGGAAGAGAGACGAACGCAAGAAGAAGGCAGAAGUCGUGUGGAAGACGAAAUCCAGGCACACGGACCGCGACCGCCUCCUACUGCUGUGCACCCUGCCUUGCGCAACACAGCUGCAGAUGAGCAACCAGAUCCGACACCUGUGGGUCUCGGCAUUGGGAAGCAGCCACCUCCAGCUGCGCCCAUGGAAUCAGAACGUCAGCAGCAGCAUGCUCUCCCGACGACUGAAGACCUGGGAACCGAAAACACUGGAACUUAUCGUGAUUAUCGUCCUGCAGAUGCUGUCCCGCAGAAUCCAUUCAGCGAUGAGGCAGAAUUCGCGACGCCGCCAUUCUCCACGCCUAUGUCUGAAGUUCCUCCGGCUGUAUUGGGUGCAUCUAUGCCCGCCUCACCCGUGGAAGACACAACGGCAGAAGAUCACAACGACGAGCAGCCAGUGCUGGCUACGGCACAAGCGGUCCGCAUGUCUCAAGCUAACACACCGCCGCUAUCGCCUGUAUAUGGUGUUCGAGGAUCCGGGAGUGCUUCGCAGCUGACAGAAGCUGUCCGUCAACAAAGUGCAUCAGCGCUCAGUACAUCAGUCCAAAGCUCCGACUUGCCGGCACCUCCACCGAUCAAUGUUGACCGCAGGAGCUCAGACCCGCCCACAGAUGGUCCAAAGCGUACUGAUUGGGGCAGCAUAUUCAAGCGAGGCACCUUCUCGCGCAAGAAAAGACCCGAAGCUCUCGCCCCCGUCGAGACAGGCUUCAAGAACACCUCCCGGGAAUCGAUGAGGAACCAACCCAUCCCUGCACAUCUCAUCGACCCCAAUGCUCGGCGUCCAUCGACUCUACGCUCAGCCUCUGGCACACCUGUCCGUACUCAAAGCAAAUUCCGAGAGGACCUGCCCGAUACUCCAAUCUCACCACCUGAUUCGAGAACACAGUCGCCCGAUGUACCGACAGUAGCUGGCGCCAUGGCAGCUCGUGAGGCAGGGAAGAAUGUUCCACAGCCAAUGGACAUUCCGGGUCGAGUCGAUAGGAGCGACACUCCAGUCAGCCAACACGUUCGCGGCCACGCUGCCAUGUCAGGGUCGCUUGCGUCCAUUGACUCCGAGGGCUCUUGGCUAGCGAGCCGCUCAUUGAAGCGCCAGUCAAAUCAAUCGAUGCUGAGUAGGAAUAUCAGUCAGCGCAGAGCAGAGUUCAGUGCCAGCUACGAGGAGCUUGGCGGAGACAAAGACGCAGAAUAUCUCAGUCGUAACCGUGCGACACACAAGGCCAGCAAUCCGGCGCUUAUGGGUGCAAGUCCGGAUGAGGAGAGUGACGACGAUGUUCCGCCAGAGAUCGCGGACGACCCAUUGACCGUCCACGGAAGCGUGCGGAGGAAGCCAACUCUUGUACAGCGCGAUCCCCGUCUCAAGUCACGAGAAGGCUUGGUCACGGAAUUUGCUUCCGCAGAACAAGUCGAAAGUCUGGCAGAGAGCCUCGAUGCCACACCUGAUGACGACGAGUUUGAACCAGACUCACCAGGACCCCAGAUGGAGCGAGCAAGAAGUGUCAACGUUGGCAGUCGCCACUCGAGGCAAUUCUCAGCCGGGAGCGCAAAGCUGCUCGACGUGCGACGCACCUCAAUGGACCUAAUCAGAAACUCGACCACCCCUGAACCAAGACCAACAACACCAUGA